AAAAUUAAAUGGACGUGUUUUAGCAAUUGAUAACUGCAAUUUAUUUUCAUUAAGCUGUUAUGAAUUCAUAUCCGAAUUUGUUUGAACAAAUUUUUUCUUAAUAUAUAUAAUGCCUUGUUUUUAAUUUCCUAUAAAUACCCUUCACGGAUUGCUCAUUUUUCAUCCUUCACCUCCAAGCCUUUAUCCUAGAGAACCUAGCCAGAAACCAAAAUGGCGUGGUCCAAACUAGCACUUGCAUGCCUCAUCAUCGCAUCCUUUGCGUUGCCUUCAUUGGCCAAAACCUUGAAGCAAGAAUUCUUGGAUGCUCAAAAUGAAGCUCGAGCAGAGGUGAACGUCGAGCCAAUGACUUGGGAUGCCCAAGUGGCCGCCUACGCGCAAGAAUAUGCGAACCAGCGCAUUGGGGAUUGCGACCUUGUUCAUUCAGGCGGUCCAUACGGAGAGAACAUUGCAUGGGGUAGCGAUGACCUUUCGGUCGCGGAUGCAGUGAAAAUGUGGGUCGACGAGAAUCUCUAUUACGAUCACGGCUCGAACACUUGCGCCCCAGGCCAGGUUUGUGCCCAUUAUACUCAGGUGGUUUGGCGCAACUCGGUUCGUUUAGGGUGCGCCAAGGUAAGGUGUGACAAUGGAGGAACUUUCAUUACUUGCAACUAUGACCCUCCUGGCAACUACAUUGGGGAGACGCCUUAUUAAGACCUUUACUUUCAAAUUAGCAUCGAGUACCUAAGGAUGCGAUUCACCAAAUAAACUUACCAUAUCUUGGCAGAAAUUUUAAAAAAAAAUUCAAUGAAAAUUAUUUGUAGUGUAUUAGAUGUAGCAUUUAGGGGCAAUUUAAGAGGGCUGGCGUUUAAGGUCUGAAUCUGCUUCCCAUAAUUAUCCUUUCUUAUGAGUUAAAUUAUAUGUAGCUUCUCCCCUUAAUUGUCUUUAACAAUUAACAUCAAUAAAGUU
This is a messenger RNA of Theobroma umbraticum, 945 nucleotides long. RefSeq names its product pathogenesis-related protein 1A-like. The record is from RefSeq and is a predicted model, not a curated record. Gene Ontology annotation, cellular component: extracellular region. Lineage: Eukaryota; Viridiplantae; Streptophyta; Magnoliopsida; Malvales; Malvaceae.